Molecule: messenger RNA, 1695 nt
Organism: Penicillium lagena
Lineage: Eukaryota; Fungi; Ascomycota; Eurotiomycetes; Eurotiales; Aspergillaceae
Product: sulfatase family protein
Exons: 5
Coding region: 1-1695 (564 amino acids)
Biological process (GO): phenol-containing compound metabolic process
Molecular function (GO): N-acetylglucosamine-6-sulfatase activity; glycosaminoglycan binding; arylsulfatase activity
Source: RefSeq, a predicted model, not a curated record
AUGGUAGCCCUAUUCGGCCACUAUGCCUCGGCAGCCAGCAGCUCGCGUCCAAAUGUGUUGUUUAUCAUAUCGGACGACCAAGACCUGCUCAUGAACUCCAUGGACUAUAUGCCCAAUGUCAAAAGGCUCAUCGGGGACAAUGGAGUGACCUUCCCAAAGCAUUACUGCACGAGUGCCUUUUGCUAUUUCCACGCUGACAUCGACAGCAACACCAACAUCACCGACGUGGCUGUCCCAUGGGGUGGCUAUCCCAAGUUCAUUACGCAAGGCUUCAAUGAAGACUACCUGCCUCUCUGGCUACAGGAGGGCGGCAUCAACACGUACUAUGUCGGCAAGUUUGCCAACGCCCACAAGGUCACCAACUACCUCGAUCCACCGUGUGCUGGAUGGACUGGCAGCAACUUUCUCCUAGAACCUGGGGUGUACGACUACCUCAACACCUCAUGGGCGAAGGAUAACGGUCCAUGGAGCUACUUCCUUGGGGAACACGCCAUCAAUGUCACUACCAACCACGCGCUGGAUAUGCUGGACACCGCUGUCAACGGCGGAGAGCCUUGGUUCCUCACAGUCGCGCCUGCAGUGCCCCACGUUGGGAUCAAUGCCAGCAAUGGGGAGGUAUACUUCCCGAUCGCACAGCCCGAAUGGGCAGAUGCAUUCCCAGACGCGAAGGUUCCACGCACGCCGAACUGGAAUCCCACAGAGCCGAGCGGUGUGUCGUUUCUCCUGGACCUCCCGUACCAAAACCAGACGAUUGUGGAUGAGCUGGAUGAGCUCUACCGUGCGCGGCUUCGGGUCGUUGCUGGACUGGAUGUGAUGGUCAGCCAGUUGAUCGAGGCAUUGGAUAAAUAUGGCGUGCUUGAUAAUACGCAUGUUAUCUAUACCACCGACAAUGGAUACCACAUCAGCCAGCACCGUUUGGGAUGCGGCAAGAAAGAAGGAUACGAGACAGACAUUAAUAUCCCCUUCGUGUGGCGCGGACCCGGCAUACCCAGGAACGAGACUAGCAAGUCUGUAUCGACGCACACCGACCUUGCCCCGACAUUUUUGAAGCUCUUCGGGCUACCACAACGAACCAGGCUGGAUGGACAGAUCAUCCCGCUUCUUACGGAUGACAAGUCCUCGCGAGCCACCGAGCACGUCAACAUUGAGCUCUGGGGCGCCGCAGCCGUGUACGAGACCAAAGAGUUCAGGAGCAUCAAACUGCCUGCAAAUGUGAGCAACAACACCUACAAGGGACUCCGUAUCAUCGCCGACGACUACAGCCUGUACUACUCAGUCUGGUGCACAAACGAGCACGAGCUGUACGACAUGGUGAACGACUACUACCAGAUGGACAAUCUGCUCCCAGAUACAACAGACAUCAACAACGUGCCCUCAGGGACAUACCUUGACCGCCCACUGAGCAACGUUGUCGCGCGCCUCGACGCCCUGAUGAUGGUGCUGAAGACUUGCGUCGGGAUAGAGUGCACAAAGCCCUGGCUCCAGCUCCAUCCCCAGGGCAAUGUGCAGAAUUUGCAAGAUGCGCUGGAUGAGAAGUAUGAUGCUUUCUACAGCGCCCAGCCUCAUGUGUCUUUCAGUGCGUGCAAGAUGGGAUAUCUUGCCGAGUAUGAGGGCCCCACGGGUGUUAUGCAGUACGGUGGGGAUUCUUCUUAUGGGUAUGGCCAGCAGCAAACUCUGAACCGGAUGAUGUUUUAA